Molecule: messenger RNA, 4001 nt
Organism: Folsomia candida
Lineage: Eukaryota; Metazoa; Arthropoda; Collembola; Entomobryomorpha; Isotomidae
Gene: boi
Product: interference hedgehog
Exons: 14
Coding region: 1000-3777 (925 amino acids)
Biological process (GO): axon guidance; cell-cell adhesion; nervous system development
Cellular component (GO): axon; plasma membrane
Molecular function (GO): protein binding
Source: RefSeq, a predicted model, not a curated record
UCAGUCGCUCAUAGAACUUGGUGGUGUGUUGUAGUUUAAGGAGAGCGUCGCUUGUACAUGAAUACCACGAAGCAGUACCGAAUACGGUUUUUGUGGGAUGUCAUCAUUUUUUGAACGCAUUUUGUGAUAUUUGCUGUCAAUACUGAUUUGGACAAGCAGGAGGAUGUAAAGUUUAGUUACAUACAUAAAUAAUUCUGGAUUUUGACGUGUAUUAACGAUUAAUAAAACAAGUGGAGUAUGUUCUACGAAGUACAGUUUGUGAGACAAGUUGCAUAAUUUUUAACUCGAACAAUGUUUGUACGUCAGUUAAUACUUGAAAAAUAAGGAACGUGCAAGGCUGUUCAAACAGUGACGGAAAAGAAAAAGGACAAUUCAACCCUACUUAAACUUUGAUGUUGUUGUUGAUCUAGAGUAAAAGUGAAGAAGAGCCGAUUGAUUCAUUUUGCAUGUUGUGAAAGUGUGCCCGGUUCCAUUGGGAGAUCAGUCAAUAGAGAACUGAAAGGAAUAUUUACGCAUCCUUGGGGAGCACGGAAGGAAAUGAAGAAAUAGAAAGAGAGACCCUUCUCCCGACCCUGCUUGAUUUUGGGCAGUGACAUCGUAUAAUUUUAAAGUUUGACAGAGUCGUCAGCUCAACGAUAGAGAGACCCUGAUGUACAAAGAAGCAGAAGAAUAACAAGGAUAUACCAUUUUCUGUCUAAAGAACAAGACGAUUCCCUUUUCACUACUUCCAGGUGUGUAUGUACUUUCUCGCAAGAAAAAUAACAUUCAACCCGAGUUGCUACAUUCAAAGGAAUCAUCUAACAUCUAAUCCAGUUGGACGCUGAAUUCCUGGAGCUGCCAAGGAACGACGAGGCUGGAAUGAGAGAUAGAUAUUAAUAUUUGUCAUCGAGGAUAAGAAUUGACAUUGCUUUUGCUGCUGCUGCUCUGCUGCCUGAGGAGAAGUGAUUCAUGGACUUUGGGGAAGUGAUUUGAUGUGAAGCCAAGAUUGACAAAGAAGAGAUGGGGACGACGACGACCACUUCUGCCUUUGGCGUUGUCGUCUUCUGCUUCUUUCUCCUGCUGGUGGAAUACUGUCGUUGUGCGGACAUUGGAAAGCACUUUACUCGAUCUCCACAAAGUAUUGUGGCACCGCCGGGCGAUCGUGUUACAUUUCAGUGCGAAACGAAUAUUCCAGCAGAACAGGUUCGAUGGAAGUUGAAUGGUCGAUUUUUGGAGGCUAACGAGUCUGACAUUCGGAUCUCGGGUUCCUUUCUGGUCGUGAAGGUGGCAAAAGUUAGAGAACGCUUUCUCCAGCAAGUAGGAGAUUACCAGUGCGUCGCUAAUUUUGGCGCGGAAUCAUUAACCUCGCUCCCGGCGCAGUUGACGAUAGCGUCCCUCUCUCCGUUUCCCACCCAGAUUCAAAACCGGAGUUUGGAAGUUGUUGAAGGGAAUGGGGUAGUAGCAAUAUCAUGUGACCCACCCUACUCCAACCCACCCCCAGUCGUCCAAUUUUGGAAGGAUGGUCGACCCAUUGACACCGAAUCCACCACAGGCGGUCCUUACUCACUCUCCGACGCUGGCGUUCUGCACAUUUUUAACGUUUCAGUUGCAAGUGAUAGUGGAGUUUAUUGGUGCGUUGUUUCAAACCACAUAACAACUGAGACAGAGGUCGCCCCAUUUUUUACCAGACUUAUCGUAACGCCAAAGUCAAAAGGAGGACGGAGACCGCCAGAAUUUUUGGUCAAACCCAAACCAUACUUUGUCGUGCCAAAGGAUGGGAAUAUAACCCUUGACUGUGUCGCAAUCGGUAACCCACCACCAUUCAUAACAUGGCGAAAGUUACGCUCACCGCUGACCCCAACGGCACGAUCAACGGCUGGUUCGCUCCACCUAUUUUCCGUGGGAAUGGAGUCUGAAGGAGAAUACGUGUGUGAGGCGUACAAUGGGGUGGGAGAUUCUCUAACAUCGCUCUCCACCUUGGUCCUCAACUCGCCUCCAGUCAUUGUGCAGGGACCAGAAAGUCAAAUUGUGGAGGAGGGUGCCCCCCUCUCGCUCACUUGUGGGUCGGAAGGUCUCCCGAAGCCGAGGGUGUUUUGGGUUUUUAACGGUGUUCAGUUGAACCCGGAUGGAGGAAAUGUUGUCCUUGGAGAGGAAGGUUCCCUCAAUAUUGCACGAGUGGAAAAAAGUCAUGCCGGCCUUUGGCAGUGUUUCGCAGGAAAUCCAAUGGGUUCAGUCUAUUCCCCAGCGGAAAUCCGUGUCAUGCCGAAACAGUUUACCAAGAUGGCAACCCCUGAAUCAGGCAUGAACAAUAUGACACCCGUUCUCCCACCAACCGCAAUUCUUAAAGAAGAUUUAGACGACGACAUGCUAGAAGAAAGGCAAGAACACCAUCCUCAUCCAUACCAUCAUCACAAGCUCCACCACAAGAACAAGAGAAGGAAACAUGGAAAAGGGGGAGAAAUUAUGACACCUCCAUCAAAACCCGUAGUGAAUCGAGUUUCGGAUGAUUCCGUGAUGGUGCGCUGGACCGUGCCCCCAAAUUCUGGAUAUCCAAUCAUAUUCUUCAAGAUCCAGUAUCGAGAUGUUAGCAAACGGGGUUCGAGGUGGAUGACGAUCGACGAUGAUAUUCCCCCACACAUUCAUUCUUAUGAAGUUAGAGACCUCAAAGUUGGGCAUUCAUACAGGUACCGCAUUGCUGCCGUUUAUUCCAACAAUGACAACAAGUCUGGUCCCACUUCCGAUAAAUUUGGGCUAACCAAAGAAAGCUCCUCAAGAAGACCCAGUUUCGCUCCAGUAAUCACGAAUGCCUUACCUUAUAACAACUCGGCAAUUGUACUGCGAUGGAAGCACAUGAAACCAGAACCGGGAGGAAUUGAUGGCGUAUUCAUUUACUAUCGGGAGUCUACGUCUGCCACAGAAUACUCAAAGGUCACUGUUUUGGGGGCUGACACUGAGUCAUUUUACAUCUCAUUCCUUAAACCCGGUGUUUCAUACGAUAUCAAAAUUCAGUCAUUUAACCGUGCUGGCGCUUCUGGGUUUAGUUCAAUAAUAGCUGCAAAAACUACAGGACAAAUGUCAACAGAAAAGCCUGAUCCCGAUUUGAUAGCCAAGGACAAAGAAUUGCUCCCGGAAGAUGAUAUCCCUCCCUCCAAUGAUCAUUUGUAUGUCCUUUUGGGCUCACUGUUUAUCGGUUUCUGGGUCGUACUCUGUGUUUCGUGCGCCCUUUGUUACAAAUGCAAGCAGCGCAGAGCGGAACAAGAUGCCAAAUAUCCAUGUGGCGACCCUUCCCUAGAUGUUGACAAGUCACUUUCCCCAGACUUUCUCGGAGGAGGUCAUCUUCAUCAUAACGGUCUCAACGGAUAUAUUCCCACAAUUACAUCACAUCUCGAUGAAAAGGAGACAUCCUUUGUCGAGAGGUUCAACAAUAAUCGUCCCAUUUCCCCAUCGCAUCUAAAUGCAAACUCGUCCACGUGUGACCUUUCUUCCUUUAAAAAUGGCGGUGGUGAUACGACAGAGCUUCAGCUAAUGACUAAGUUACGCAAGGAAAGCGUAGUGGAUGCGAGAAAUUGCAAUUCGUUGCAUAGGAAGAAGAAUCAAUUCAAUAAUGUGCACCAUGCACCCAAUAACCAUAACCCUCAUCAUGGUGGAAGUCUUCGCAAGCUUCCAUACGUAUCGUGCUCCAGUGAUGACCUCGAUUGUGGUGCAAGUGAGGACACAAGAGGCUCCCGCAUAUUUCCAAAGGAACAUUACAAAGUUAGCAGAAAACAUAACAGGAGAAAAAGUGGAUUGGUAGAGUAAUUAGGUUUUAGGAUUUUAUAUUUUUAUACGUAUUUAUUUAUAUGAGAUUUUUAUAGUAUUUUAUUUCGUACGGCGACAAACAUGAGACACCGGUCUUUCAUUCCUUUUAGAUGUAAAAUUAUGUAUGUCGCAGAGUAAAAGAAACCAUGAGACGCUAUACUUUUGGACUGAGUCUUUUUUAUUUCAAUUAUUAUACGAAAUAAAUCAGAAUUUUACACUACCGA